GUUACUGCAGCAGCAGGACCACAUCAAUUAUUUAUAUUACAACCAUAUGAAUCUAUAAUUUAGUUGUUGUUAUUAUUACACGUUUUUAUGAUAUUAAAUUGAAUUGGAUAAACAUAAACAUCAUCCAUCCACUUCAUUUUUUUUCAACAAUUUCACCACACUACAAUCCAAUUUUACACUCAAAUCAAAAAUCCCCAAUUUCAAUCAUGCCACUGCAAAACAACACUUGAGUCAGUAAAAACAUGGCUGAUACGGUGGAGCUUCCGAGUCGGUUAGCAAUUCUUCCUUUCAAGAACAAAGUUCUAUUACCUGGUGCCAUCAUCCGAAUUCGUUGCACUUCACCUACCAGUGUGAAGUUGGUGGAACAAGAACUAUGGCAACGAGAAGAGAAAGGGAUGAUUGGUAUUUUGCCAGUACGUGAUACUGCUGCUGCUUCUGAAACUCCUACUGUAUCAGAUUCUGUUGACCAAACCUCAAAAGUUCAUGGUGGUUCAUCAGAUUCUAAUACCAAAGUUCAAAAUGAUGUUCAUUGGCAUAACAGGGGGGUAGCUGCUCGAGCGUUACACUUAUCGAGGGGAGUGGAGAAACCAAGUGGGAGGGUCACAUAUAUAGUUGUUCUUGAAGGUUUGUGCAGAUUUAAUGUACAGGAACUAAGCACAAGAGGAACAUACCAUACCGCAAAAAUAUCUUCCCUUGAGAUGACUAAGACCGAGAUGGAACAGGUGGAGCAUGACCCAGAUUUUAUAAUGUUAUCACGUCAAUUUAAAGCAACAGCCAUGGAGCUUAUUUCUGUUCUGGAGCAGAAACAAAGUACCGGUGGACGGACGAAAGUUCUUUUGGAGACUGUUCCGGUUCACAAGUUGGCUGAUAUAUUUGUUGCUAGCUUUGAGAUAAGUUUUGAAGAACAACUAUCAAUGUUGGAUUCUGUUGAUGCUAAAGUGAGGCUUUCAAAAGCAACUGAAUUGGUUGAUAGGCAUUUACAGUCAAUACGUGUAGCUGAGAAAAUUACACAAAAAGUUGAAGGACAAUUGUCAAAAUCUCAAAAAGAGUUUCUUCUGCGCCAGCAGAUGAAAGCUAUAAAGGAGGAACUUGGUGAUAAUGAUGAUGAGGAGGAUGACCUGGCUGCCUUGGAAAGGAAGAUGCAAAGUGCAGGAAUGCCACAAAAUACCUGGAAGCUUGCUAUUAGAGAGUUCAGGAGAUUGAAAAAAAUGCAGCCUCAGCAACCUGGUUAUAGCAGUUCACGGGCUUACCUGGAACUUCUUUCUGAUCUGCCAUGGCAGAAGGCCAGCAAAGAGCAUGAACUGGACUUAAGAGCUGCACAAGAGCGCCUGGACAAUGAUCACUAUGGUUUAGUGAAGGUCAAGCAACGGAUCAUUGAAUACCUAGCUGUUCGUAAGCUUAAACCAGAUGCAAGAGGUCCUGUGUUGUGCUUUGUUGGACCUCCCGGUGUUGGGAAAACUUCAUUGGCAUCUUCUAUUGCUGCUGCUCUGGACCGAAAAUUUGUGCGCAUAUCCCUUGGUGGAGUCAAGGAUGAGGCUGAUAUUAGAGGACAUAGGAGAACAUACAUUGGAAGCAUGCCUGGGAGGCUUAUAGAUGGACUGAAGAAAGUAGCUGUUUGCAAUCCCGUCAUGUUGCUAGAUGAAAUCGACAAGACAGGUUCUGAUGUUCGUGGGGAUCCAGCUUCAGCGUUGCUAGAAGUUCUUGAUCCUGAACAAAAUAAAACAUUCAAUGAUCACUAUUUGAAUGUUCCGUUCGAUCUAUCCAAGGUAAUUUUUGUUGCUACAGCAAAUAGGGCACAACCUAUUCCUCCACCUCUCCUUGACAGGAUGGAAGUCAUCGAGCUUCCUGGGUAUACACCCGAGGAAAAGCUCAAAAUAGCCAUGCGGCAUUUAAUUCCAAGAGUUCUGGACCAACAUGGAUUGAGUUCUGAGUUUCUUCAAAUUCCAAAGGCGAUGGUGCAACUUGUUAUUCAGAGAUAUACUAGGGAAGCUGGUGUUCGAAGUUUGGAAAGGAAUCUAGCUGCCCUUGCUCGUGCUGCUGCAGUGAGAGUAGCAGAGCAAGAACAAGUAGUUCCACUUAGCAAAGGAGUAGAGGGACUUAGUACACCGCUUCUUGAAAACAGACUUGUCGAUAGCGCUGAAGUGGAAAUGGAAGUGAUACCAAUGGGUGUCAACAACCGUGACAUUUCAAACACAUUUAGGAUCACUUCUCCACUGGUUGUUGAUGAAACUAUGGUUGAAAAAGUGCUUGGGCCUCCAAAGUUUGAUGGAAGAGAAACAGCAGAACGUGUUGUAACCCCUGGGAUAUGUGUUGGGCUGGUUUGGACUACUUUUGGUGGAGAAGUUCAGUUUGUGGAGGCUUCAACAAUGGUAGGGAAGGGUGAAUUGCAUCUUACUGGACAACUUGGUGAUGUGAUCAAAGAAUCAGCUCAAAUUGCACUAACAUGGGUAAGAGCAAGGGCAGCUGAUCUCAAACUGACUUCUGCGGAGGGCAUUAAUCUGUUGGAGGGUCGUGAUAUACAUAUACAUUUUCCUGCAGGUGCAAUACCUAAAGAUGGGCCUUCAGCUGGUGUAACUUUGGUCACAGCAUUGGUUUCUCUUUUCAGUAAGAGAAAAGUGAGAUCUGAUACCGCUAUGACUGGAGAGAUGACGUUGAGGGGUCUAGUACUACCUGUCGGUGGUAUCAAGGAUAAGAUACUAGCUGCACAUCGGUAUGGUAUUAAGAGAGUCAUUCUACCUGAAAAGAACUUAAAGGACUUGGUUGAAGUACCACCAUCAGUGCUAGCCAAUUUGGAGAUACUGCUUGCAAAACGAAUGGAGGAUGUGUUAGAACAAGCUUUUGACAGUGGGUGUCCUUGGAGACAAAACUCAAAAUUGUAAUUGUAUCCUUGAAGACUCCAUCCUAAUUUAAUAUAUGUGACACGGUGGAGAGAGUAUUUCGAUCUAUUCAGCAGGCUGUGAUUAAGCAAAACUCUAGAAACCACCAGGUUGUAAGGGAGCUGACAUUUGCAUUUGUACAUGAUACUGCAUAUCACUGUGAACACUAAAAAGGGUUUCAGGACGGAGUAAAAACAUCAGGAACCCUUCUUGGUGUUCGUAGUGGUAUACUCUAUCAAGACACCACUCCAUAAUCUUUUUGUAAGUAUUUUUCUUUUGCUUUUGGCCAAGCUGUAUCUAUUCAACCUGAGAGAAUGUUGUCAUUACUCUCUCCUUUGUACUACCCUCUUCCCUGGCCUCAUUUGGUUGUGUUAAUUUUUUACCUGUGGCUAUUUUACUGUGCAUAAACCAUUAUUUUUUAUGAACAAUGAAGCACUUUAGCACUCUCUUAAA
Molecule: messenger RNA, 3329 nt
Organism: Trifolium pratense (red clover)
Lineage: Eukaryota; Viridiplantae; Streptophyta; Magnoliopsida; Fabales; Fabaceae
Product: lon protease homolog 2, peroxisomal
Exons: 17
Coding region: 243-2879 (878 amino acids)
Biological process (GO): protein targeting to peroxisome; protein catabolic process; protein processing
Cellular component (GO): peroxisomal matrix
Molecular function (GO): ATP binding; serine-type endopeptidase activity; ATP hydrolysis activity
Source: RefSeq, a predicted model, not a curated record